AAUGCAAGAUGGUGGUUUGUUAACUUGGUUGUUUGGUUGAUUUUCGUGCUUCGAUUUGCGAUUGUGUAAAUUUUCAUAAUAAACCUGUUUGUUUUUCAUGAAAAAUGGUGAAUUCAUGUUGUGUAACAGGGUGCAAAAAUGAAUCUUAUUCUGGUAGCAGCUUUUCUUUCCACAAAUUUCCGAAGAAUGAAAAUCAGAAAUUGAAGUGGGGAAAUGCAGUGCCUGGAAAAAUCUCAAAAUGGUCUGUUGUUUGCAGUGCACAUUUUAAAUGUGACGACUUUAUUCCUGGUUAUAUUAGGAAAAUGCUGAAACCUGAUGCUGUUCCAUCAAUAUUUCCUAAGGUCGUGCCCUGCGAAAAAAAAAUACAUGUUUUAAGCAAUAUAUGUCUAGAGGAAGGACCAGCACCAAAAAUGAUAAAUCUGCAAGAAAGUGUCAAAAAAGAGAUAAAGGAAAGUGUUUGCACGCAAACACCAUCUGAUGCAACUACUGCCACACCACGUAAAAAGAAAUUACGUCGAGAUGUCAAAGUCUUACAACAACGCCUGAAAAGACGUAAUAUAACUAUUGAUAACCUAAAAUGUUUGUUAAAAAUAGUUAAAGAAAAGUGUGAUAACUAUUCUGAAGUUGAACAGAUGGUCCAACAUAAUUUCGAAAACAUUCACACAAGUUUAAAUACGACAAAAUCCAACACAUCCAAUAAAUAUUCAGAUGAAAUGAAAUCGUUUGCUUUAUCAUUGUAUUAUUAUUCUGCUAAAGCCUAUUUGUUUUUGAGGAAUCGUAUUCCUUUACCUCACCCUGCAACUCUGCGAAGGAUAUUGGCGACGCAUAAAUGCAACGUGGGUUUUAUGGCAGAAGUGAUGGAAUUCCUGAAGGUUAAGGCUGAGAACGUUGAAAUGAACGUCGCUUUAAUUUUUGAUGCAAUGGCCAUCAAAGCUGGCAAGCAAUAUGAUAAAGGGUCAGACAAGUAUUGGGGUGGCGUUGAUUUAGGUGGAAUAUUGACAAGUGAUUCUGAAACAUUUGCUACAGAAGCCUUAGUGUUUCAAAUAGUAUCUCUAAAAGAAAAAUUUGUCUGCCCUAUCGCUUAUUUUUUUAUAGAUAAGAUUUCUGCGCAUGUACAAGCUCAGCUCGUCCUGACAGCGAUUCGUAUGCUGGCUGACAUUAAUAUUGUGGUGAGGUCUUUGACAGCGGAUGGGACACAGGUAAACAUAAAAACGUUUGAAAUUCUGGGGUGCAAUUUUACCCUUGCAAAUAUGAAAACACAUUUUGAUCACCCAAUUAAAUCAACUAAAGUAUACUGCAUACUUGACCCCGCCCAUAUGAUUAAAUUAGCCCGUAAUUUAUUUGCCGAAACUUGUUUGUCAUCGGAAAAAGGGGAUAUUAAGUUCGCAUAUAUACAGAAAUUGCAAGAUUUGCAAGAGGAAGAGGGGCUGAAAUUGAAAAAUAAAUUGACUAGGGUGCAUGUCGAUUUUUUUGGCAAGAAAAUGAAUGUCAAAUUAGCUGUUCAAGUACUCAGUUCCUCUGUGGCUGAUGCAAUUGACUAUCUGAGGUCAAUUGGUCAUCCUAGCUUUGCUGGGAGUGAAGCCACAGUGGAAUACCUACGGUACUUGAACAGACUGUUUGAUGUUCUUAACGCCAAUAAUCCUAUAGGGAUGGGUUUCAAAUCUCCUUUGCGACUUAACAAUAAACACGUCUGGACACAGGUUUUCGAAGAAACAAGACAUUACUUGACUGAACUUAAAGUCGAUGGGAAAAAUAUAAUGACCCAUAGAAGGAAGACACCGGUUUUAGGACUGAUAAUAGACACUUACAGUUUUGCCGAAUUAGCAACUGAUUUGUUUGAUGCUAAUAUGACCUACCUAUUACCAUACAAGGCAUCACAAGACCACAUUGAAAUGUUUUUUUCAUGCGUAAGAGCAAGAGGAGGGGCAAACGACAACCCUACUGCCCUUCAGUUUAUGUUUACUAUGCGAAAGUUGCUAUUUAGUAACAGUGUCAGACCAAGCAUUAAUGCAAACUGCACAAAUCCCGAUUAUGAAAAUUCUGCAAUACUUGAGUUCCGAAGUACCAAAAGAUCGAUCGUGGAAGAGAACACUGCAGAUGAAAAUGAGACAGAUAAGAGUGAUGUUCUUAUGCACUUAGUAGACAGAACCGAUUUAUCGGAGUAUAAAAACAAUAUAUUGUACUAUAUAUCUGGCUACAUUGUAAUGAAAAUUUUAGACAAACUAACAUGUCAACAUUGCCGAGCCUUGCUCAUAACGCAUCGUACACAUAAAGAUCAUGACUACUUGAUUGAUGUCUGUGAAUUUUCUUCCUUUACAGCCUUUGUAGACAGAGGAGGGCUAAAAUAUGCUUCACCAUUUGUGUUCGAUGUAGUAAAAUAUUUAGAAAAACUUUUUUUGCUAAUUUCUCCUGAUUUACAGAGUUUGAAUGUGAAAAAGAUGCUUAACAUGACUUUACAUCAUUUUUCCCCGAAAAUUAAACGCAUUUUGCCUGCCAACCAAAGCUCUGACGAAUCUCACGAAUUGGAAUUGAUUAAAUGUAUUGGUCAAAAAUACUUAAAUUUAAGACUUAGAAGCUACGGGAGGUCCUUAACCCUCAAGCACGUAGGUGAUAAGGCUACAUUACGACAAAAAUUGCGUAAAACUGUAUUGUUCAGCAAUGUAUAA
This is a messenger RNA of Maniola jurtina (meadow brown), 2666 nucleotides long. RefSeq names its product DNA transposase THAP9. The transcript has 3 exons. NCBI's taxonomy places the organism in Eukaryota, Metazoa, Arthropoda, Insecta, Lepidoptera, Nymphalidae. Bases 105 to 2666 code for a protein of 853 amino acids. The record is from RefSeq and is a predicted model, not a curated record.